This is a messenger RNA of Podarcis lilfordi (Lilford's wall lizard), 11996 nucleotides long. Lineage: Eukaryota; Metazoa; Chordata; Lepidosauria; Squamata; Lacertidae. The record is from the annotation of a GenBank genome assembly.
AUGAAAAAGAUCUAUUUAGCUCCGCCACUUAGCAGCACCCUGGAGGGGGCCUGUCAUUACCCUGACUACAGUGAGAUGCUGAGCACAGCCAGCGGUGGCUUCCCAACAACAGUGCAGAAUGAGGGUUGCAUUGGUGUGGACUCUGCCUCCCAGUCCCGGAAGAAACGAAAGCGCUGUGGGCUCUGCACACCUUGCUUAAGGAAGGAAAACUGUGGGACUUGCACCCAUUGUAUGAAUCGAAGAACCAGCCACCAGGUCUGCAAGAUGAGGAAAUGUGAAGCUCUGAAGAAAAAGAAACUGGGGUGCAUGAGAGAGGUAAGUGUUCCUCUUCUUAGAUGUUUGUUUGAAGGGAUUCCUUCUGUUGCCGGGCUUCUGUGGCACUGCUCAGUCUGGGAGUGACGGGAGCCCCGGGACCCUUUGCAAUAUUGAAGAGGAUGUGCACUCUUGGAUUGUGCCCAGUUGCACAUGAUCUGUGAGAUGUGGCUCAGCUCCCACUGUGGCACUGGCAGAAGUGUGGAUCUGGGACCACUGUGGGUUCCUUGCGUACUUUCAGAUGCUCUGUGAAACUACAGUGAGGGAUAGCGUAGGGCAGUGGCUGAAGAGCGAGAGGUUUCUUAGGAGUAACCUGAGAGACAGCCCACUUUUCAGUGUAAGCUUUUAAUGUUUAAAAAGAAGCGGCUGCUAUCCUCUUCUGCAAGUGACUGUGUUCAAAGAAUGGAAGGGGAAUGAACAAAACUGAAUGGACCAGAAUUUGAUUCCUGGGUGGGAUGCAUUUGGACCAAGGCACUUGUUGAGGUGGUGGUCUGCAAAAGGGUGAGCAAACUAGAAUUGUGGUUGACUAUAGAACAUAGUUGGAAGAGCCACAGCUGUGUGCCAUUUUGAGGGUUCAUCAUGGAGUGCACUCCUCUUACUGUGUUCUGCCUUGUCAGUCUCCCUAAAAACAUGUGUCUUGAAAUGGUUGCUUGUACUGUAUAGUUGGGCCAAAACCCUCUUGGGAAAGCCUCUAAGUCUUAGAAUGAUAGAAUGGUAGGGUUGGAAGAGACCACAAGGGUCAUAUAGUCUAGCUCCCUGCAAUGUAGGAAUCUUUUGGCCAAUGUGGGAGUUGAACUCACGACACUGAGCCUAAGAGUCUCAUGCUCUACCAACGGAGCUAUGCUUGCUUUCUUACUGCCAAAGUGAGUGGUGGGAGCUUCUAGAGAGCAGCUGCCUGCACUUCAGUCUGGAUACUGUAGCUCAUAGCUGGGUACAGUGGUACCUCGGGUUACAGACGCUUCAGGUUACAGACUCAGCUAACCCAGAAAUAGUACCUCGGGUUAAGAACUUUGCUUCAGGAUGAGAACAGAAAUCACGCGGCGGCGGCGCGGCAACAGCGGGAGGCCCCAUUAGCUAAAGUGGUACCUCAGGUUAAGAACAGUUUCAGGUUAAGAAUGGACCUCCAGAAUUAAUUACGUUCUUAACCCGAGGUACCACUGUACCUUGAAACCAUCUGCUGCCCUUCCUGCAACCGAAUGUUUAUUAAUAAGGGAUUCUGUCCGUAUAAAGGUAGUUGUUACAUCAUGGUUAGCAAUUAGACACAUGAUGUUCAGCCAGAUGGGAGGUCAUAGAAUCAUAGAGUUGGAAGAGACCACAAGGGCCAUCGAGUCCAACCCCCUGCCAAGAAAGGUGUGUCAUGAAUUGCUAGUACCAUGACAUAAUAGCAGCUCAUGUGGGUGGAAGACUUUAAGCUGCUUCCUCUUAUCAGAGUAUGGGAAACUGUAGAAGCAGCAAAAGCACAACGCUACUUCUAAAUAAAGGCAAUGCACUUUCAAAGUUGAUUUUACUGGAUAGUAUGGUAGCACAUGCUGGAGUUCAUUGCUCUGUGGCUGCUUUGCAUGUGAUUCAAUGUUGAGAUGCGGCCAUGGGAAGUUGUAAUUUGCACAAGACUCUUUUCUGUUCACUUUUUUCCAUGUGUUCCAGUGUUAGAAAUUAGUCAGGUGCAAUUUUGUGACCACAUGGAGAUUUCUGGAUGCCAGGUUGCAGACUGACAUCCGCAUCUGGCAGGUCCUUCCAGCUUCCUUAAGCAAGUAAGCAGAAUAACUUAUUUAUUGCAUUUAUAUCUCACCUUUUUCUCCAAGGAGUACGUAGUUUACUCCCCUCCUCAUUUAAUCCCUACAACAACCCAGUGAGGUAGGUUAAGAGGCUGUGACCGGGCCAGGGCCACCCAGUGAGUUUCAUGACUGAGUAGGGAUUUGAACCCUGAUCUCCCAGGUCCUAGUCUGGCACUCUAACCACUACUCCACACUGGCUUCCUGGAGUACCUCUGCUAUGGGGCAGCUAUAUGAAUUAAGUAAAUAAAUAUGGGGAAAGCAAAAUGUAACUCAGAGAAGGAUCUGAAAUAUUUUCCUUGAAGCUUGAAUUUGUUUUAUUCUGGAUUAUUUUAUUUUAUAUUAUAUUUCAAUGUGUUGUAAAUGGAUUUGAGAUUUUUGCUUUAAAAUAUAAAGCAGGAUAUAAAUGAAAUGAAGAAGAAGAAACUUCAUUGGUGAAAAAAUGGCACCUAGACAUUCUGUUGCGGCGACCGUAACCUAGGUUUAAGGCAUCAUUUGGUGAUUAGUUUAUACUUCUGAGUUUCUAAUACUGCUCCUUGCCCAACAGAGCAGGUUGUUAGUGAUUGUUAAUUUCUCUUCAUGGAAGGUUAAGAGGUAACACCUCAUCCACCUUCAGCAUCUGGCUCUUCUUGUAAUUAUUAUUAUUAUUAUUAUUAUUAUUACAUUUGUUAUCUCAGGUGUCAAGGUAAAGAGAUGUGUCUUCAGCAUUCACCAAAAAUCAUAUAAUGAAGGUACCAGAGGCAUCUCUGUGCAGAGUGAAUUCCACAGCAGAGGCUGCCAUAGAAAAUACUACCCCCCAAACUUUGAAGGAGGUAGAACUACUAUGUGGGCCUCCUCUGCUGUGCUCACCACCCUAGAGCAGGGGUGUCAAACUCAAAUUCAUCGGGGGCCGCAUCAGCAGUUUGGUCACCCUCAAAGGGCCGGUUGUAUCUGUAGGACUUACAGUACAGGAGAGAAGGGUUCAGGCAGCCAUUGGAUCUGCCACAUCACAGGAUGGCAUGCGCUCAAUAUAAAAACAAGUGGAGGUUUCCUGAAUGCAUGUAAAAUGGAGGUUUCCUGUGUAGAACGGCUGGCGCCGCUAGAGGGCAGACGUUCUCUGGCUUGUAGGCUGCCGCGCAUGCACUGAAGAGGCGGCUUUCUUGUGUCAAAAAAAAAAAAGAAAAAGCGAGAAUAAAAGGUGAAGGCUGGCGGCCGGCGGCGGCUACACGGGCCACAUGACGAGGUCUGGCGGGCCGGAUUCGGCCCGCGGGCCUUGUGUUUGACACCCGUGUCCUAGAGAAUCUGCAGGGAAGGAGGCAGCUUUCCAGCUAUUUGGAGCCAAAGUCACUUUGGGCUUUAGACUUGAGCAUAAGCACUUUGAAUGGGCCCUGAAAUCAACUGGCAGCCAAUGCAGCUGUUUUAGAUCGAGGCUAUAGGAGGCAACCCCAGCCACUUAACUGACCACUGUGUUUUGAACCAGUUGAAGUUUCCAAGCCAUCUUCGAGGGCAACCUCCCAUAAAGCACAUUGCAAUAGUCUAGUCUGGAAAUCAUCAAAGCAUGGAGUACUAUGGCCCAAAGGGGCUGUAGCUGACGAAACAGCUGCCGCUGCAAAUACACAUUUGUAGGCUCCAGUGACAAUGUUGGAACAGGAGUAUCCCCAAGCUAUGAACCUGUUCCUUCUGGGGGAGUGCAACCCCAUCCAGAACAGGCCAUCUUCCCAUCUCUUGGAUUUGAGAACUUGGAGCACAUAAAAUCUGUGUCUCUUCAGGAUUCAGCCUCAAAAGUUUUUGCCCACAUCCAGUCCAUCAUUGCCUCCAAACACCUGUCUAGUAUCUCAGGCACCUCUCCUGAUUCAGAUGGAACAGAGAUGGGUGUCAUCUACAUAUCUGUGACACCACACUCCAUAUCUCCUGAUGACAGCUCCCAGAGGUUUCAUAUAGAUGUUAAUAACAUGAUAGGCAAGAUAGAAGCCUGUGGGACACCACAUGACAACUCCCAUCGAUUGCAUUGUACAGUGCCCCCAUCACUAUUUUCUGAAGUAUAGUGCCCCCAACCCCCUUCUCCUUGAGCUGCUCCAUUAUACUGUGGUCAGUGGUAUCAAAAGCUGGGGAGAAGGCAUGAAGAACGAGCCAGGUCCCACUGCAGUCAGAUUGAAACGUAUCCCAUUAUUGAGCCUCCUCCAAGUGUGCUGGAAUCUGGACAGCCACCAUCCUCUUGAGCAUCGGGCCUCGAAAAGGGGAUAUUUGCCACUGAGUGAUAGUGGCUUAACCCUUCCGGGUCCAGGCAUAUUCCUAUAGACUUCUGUUUUCUCUUGCGGACAAGAACCUAGGCAAAUGAAUCCUCAAUUCUUUUAGGCAAGAGUAGAUGUGUUCGAGACCCAACCAGGCAUGGUGGAGAGAGAGAAUGAGAGAGAGUGAAUGAAUGGAGCACCUUAACUUGUUUAUUUGCACAUUUCAAAAGGCAACGUCUUUGAUCUUUUAAGAGAGGGAGAGAAAGAAAGUUUUGUGGUUGCCAUGCACAGAAGAAUGGCGCAUGUUGAAGGAUGGUUGUGUCUGCAUGAAUGCUGCACUGUUUGGGGCUGCUGUUAAAGACUGGAAACUUCAGUUGGCUCAAAAUAUGGGUCCAGAAUGCUAUUGGGAACCUAGCAAAUGGAUAUGCAGUGGUACCUUGGUUCUUGAACUUAAUCUGUUCCAGAAGUCCGUUCAACUCCAGAAACCAUUUGAAAACCAAGUUGCAGCUUCUGAUUGGCUGCAGGAGCUACCUGCACUCAAGUGGAAACUGCUUUGGACGUUCGGCUUCCGAAAAACAUUCAGUAACCAGAACACUUCCGGGUUUUCAGUGUUCAGGAGUCGAUUUGUUCAACAACAAAGCCAUUCGAGAACUGAGGUACCAUUGUAAUGCCAAUCUUAUAUUAUCAACUACAUCACUUCUGGGCUCAUUUGUAAAGUGCUGAUGGUUUUAAUGGCCUGGGGUCAAGUCAAUUUUAAGCGCCUCAUUUGCCUAAGCCGUGAGAUUGGCAUUGGGAGUCCUGCACCAGCUAUGAGGUGCAGGACCUUUUAUGAGUGGCAAUCUCAAAACUUAGUAGGGGUCCCCCUGAAGAGAUCAGUUGGGCCCCCUCUGUGCCUCCUUUUAGAUGGACUUGAAUGCCUGCCCCCCCUUCUGUUGUUAGUUGCGAUUGUAUUCUGUUUGUAAUACAGUGGUACCUUGGUUUACGAACUUAAUCCGUUCUGGAAGUCUGUGCUUAAACCAAAAUAGUUCUUAAACCGAGGCAUGCUUUCCCUACUGAGGCCUCCUGCCGCCGGUGCCCUUCCACCGUUCGGAUUCCAUUCUUAGACCAAGGUAAAGUUCUCAAACCAAGACACUAUUUCUGGUUUUGCGAAGUUUGUAAACCAAAUUGUUCUUAAACUGGACUGUUCUUAAACCGAGGUACCACUGUAGUAGGAUUGCUUGUUAUAUCUUUUUAAACAUUAUCUUGUUUUAAUUGCAUAUGAGAUUGCCACUGUUUACUUUGAUGCAUGCCACUUUGGAUGCAAAUAUAUGUGGAAAAGUGAGGUUUCAAUUGAUGUAAUCUACAGUCAAGGGACUUGGCUGAUUGGUUUGGGUCAUCCUGCAACCAUAUGCUAGCAUGACUCCUUCCUUAACUGUGGUUGUGUGCCUUCAUUCUACAAAGUAGAAAGUUCCAUCUAGUUGUCAUGAUGACAGAAACUGUCAACUGGUGGUUGGCGCUGCCCAUUUUGGAGACUAGAGCGCGAGGGAGAUGGUUUUGUUUGUGUAGGCCAGGGCUUGGCAGAUAACCUUAAGAUACAUAAGGAUUUACUGAUAGAUCUCUGGGUGAGUUGCAGCAGAUAGGCCAAGAUUUCUGACUUUUCUGACGUCCAGUUAUUUAAUAAUGCCAACAACAAAAUGACUUCCAACUCCAAAAUUAUAUUGUUGUGAUGAAGAAAGCUGGGGGAUAACCUGUCAUCUGGCUGGCCGCUCUGAAAACAAGAUGCUAGAGAGAUGGGCUGCUGGCUCUUAUUAAGUUCGGAAUCAGGACUGAAUUUGUAUUUAGUUCUGCUUCUCAGAGCAAAUCGCUAGGUUCAAAAUUCUUUUCAUUCCAAAUAUAUGUCUCUUGCAUUUGGAUCUUAAGGUUCUAGUAAAAAAUGAAGUACAUCCCAUAAAUCUGAAAGUUGCUCCCCCCUGGGUUGGCAGAGAGUUGGUGGGUGUGUCUGCAGUUGCUGGUGCACUGGCAGGCAUAUACCAAUUGUCUGGUCAGUAAAACCACAGCAGGGAUUUGGGCCUAAUGUUUUUGAAGCAGUGAGGGUUUUGUUUAAGUGUGUGUGUGUGUGCAGGUUGUGGUUAAGGGUUCCUUGCCCACGCACUGGCCUUGCAGCCAAGAAUUGCCUCCCUUGUAGCCUUCUGAGGUUGGAGGAGUAUCUGCCAUACUUACCACCUGCGUAUGUUCUGUGGGGGUUUCCCCCUUAUUCCCUGACCUAUGAAAACUGAGACAGUGCUGUUGUUGUUCUGCUAGAAGUAGGAGGCAUGUGGAGAGAGAAUUUCUGUGAAAGGGAGACUUGAAACUAAAUUUAAAACCCCUUGUCACACUUCUGCAUUAUGUAGUUCUGCUUCUCAGAGAAAGGAAACUCCUCUGUUGGUGCUUUUUUGUCUUGUAAGCCACUGGUGCUGGCCUUCCUGUCAGUUAGUGACUAAUCUUCCAAUUUUUGCAUGUUGCAUUUGUGCAGCCAGAGCAAAGAAGCACAGGCAGGAACUUCUGACUCACAACGUUUACCUACUUGGGAGGAGAGAGGGAGGAAGGCACUGAAACGCCUAGGGCCACCUUUACACGUUAUGCCACGUGGUACCCACCUAAGGACACUAGAAGAGUCUAGCAGCAGGAUCAGUCCAAAAGGACCCAUCUAGUUCAACACCCUGUUUCCACAGCGGCCAGCCAGAAGCCUUUUUAGCACAGCAGACACUGUGUCUGUCCUAUAAUCUGAAGGUCCUGAAUUUAAGCCUCAGAGAAGGCAACUUGCAGCUCUCUCAUUUGGACAGCCAGUGUGGUGUAAUGGUUAGAGUUGACCAUGACCUGGAAGACCAGGGUUCAGAUCCCCACUUGGCCAUGAAGCUCACUGGGUGACCUUGGGCCAGUCACCAUCUUUCAGUCUAACCUACCUCACAGUAUUGUUGUGGGUAUAAGAUGGAGUGGGGGGGGGGGGAACCAUGUAAAUCAUCUUGAGCUUCUUGAAGGAAAAGGUGGUAUAGACAUACAUACAUAUGCCAGCCAGCCAGCUACCAAGCCCAUUAUGUGAAACCUGCAAGCAGGACCUGAAUACAACUGCAGUGCCCUCUCCACCUGUGUUUCCCAGUCACUGGUAAUUAGAAGCAUGCUGCCUCUGACACUGGAGAAAGAACAUGCUCAUUGCUAGUCGCCAUUGAUUGUCUUGCCCUCCAUCCAUUUGUCUGGUCCUCUUUUAAAGCCAUCCAAGUUGGUGGCCAUCACCCACAUUGGUACUUUAGUUGACGUUUGACUUGCAUGUGCCCACAAGUCAAGUCCCUCAAAAGAGAAUGCCGCUCUAGUGUGCACCACAGCACCUGUGCAGAUCUUUGGGAGGCUUUGUCCCAGUGCUUGCAAUCCAGGGAAGAAGCAGCAGCCCAACAUUGUAGCACAGCCUGGCCUGUGGGACCCCUUACCCACAUUUGUGUGCUCCAUCCAUGGAAGGUUCAGAGGAUGGCAACAGAAGAGCAAGCCUUUAUGGUGGUAGCCCCGUUUGUGAAAUGCUCUCUCCAGGCAGGGAAUGAUGCCUGUUGCCAUCUCCAUAUAGUUUUAGGUGCCAGGCAAAUACUUUUCUUUUCCCUUGGACUUUUGUCCCUUAAUCUGAGGGACAUUGUGGCUGCUUUUGGUGAGGUGGGACAUGUAGUCUUGUAUUUUUCAUAGAUUUAUAGAAUUGGAGAUGGAAGGGACACAAAGGUUUAUCUAGUCCAACCUCCUGCAAUGCAGGAACCUCCGCAGUUUAGCUGCGUUUUCCCAUCAUUUUUAUACUGGUGGUGUCUAUAGGUUUUUAUUGUUUUAAAUUGCUUUUAAAGUAAGUUGCUUUGAGUUACCUUUGUAAGAAAAGUGACAAACAAAUACAAUUCCUCCUCCUCCUCCUCCUCCUCCUCCUCCUCCUCCAGAUUUGCCAUGCCUGGUCUUCCUGCUAAUGCUGCCAUUCUUCCAUAGAAUCACAGAACUGUAGAGUUGGAAGGGGUCCCAUUGAUCAUCUGUUCUAGCCUCCUGCAAGGCAAGAAUCACAGUUAAAGAAUCCCUGACAGUUCACAAUCCAACAUCUGUUUGGAAACCUCCAGUGAAGGAGAGUCCAUCACUUUCCCAGGGGAUUCCAUUCCACUGCUAAACAGCUCUUAUCACCAGAAAUCCCUUCCUCUAGUCGGAAUCUCUCCUCUUGUCCUUUGAAUCCUUUGGUUUGGAUUGUGCCCUCUGGAGCAACAGAAAAUGUGCUUUGAGCAUGUUCCCCCCCAAAUGCUGCUUCCUGAAGCAUGUGCUUUCCCUAUGUCAAAGUUGGGGACACACUUUUACACCAGAGAAGGGUUGUGGAUUUUUUUUGGGGGGGGGGGUUUAGAAACAACCCACCUGCAGAGGAGCUCCUCCCACCCCAGCACAUCUCAGCAUGACUCAGAAUUGCUCUGACGUCCAGGACGUCCCCACUGUACCACUUGCCCUUCAACACGGUGGCUACCGACUGUAGGUGGGGGUUGGGGGGGGGGAGCCAGCGUGGUUGGGUUUAACAGGGUAUGUGAAAUGAUGCACAUGAUUUCACAGCACUGCCAACACAUCAUCCCAUACUUACUAAGCACACCGGCUCACUCAUCAGAAAUAUGCUACAUUGUCAAUUACCAAAUCCACCCACACAGCAGAUCUGUGAGCAGGUCAACACUUGCCUUUAAAAGCUUGCUUGUGACGACAACAAGCACAACAAGCUUCUGUGUCUGUUUUCCCCUUUUUCUCUUCCCCUCUCCCCCCUCCCUCCUUUUCACUUUCCCUUUGCCUUCUCUUUUCCUUCCCAGCCAGAGGCAGCCAAAGGAAUUUGGCUCCUGAGGCAGAAAAUCUAUAUGACAUCAUCCCUGCCACCCCUCCCCAAAAAGUUAAAAUAAUGAACUCCAUUAUUUGGUGGGGAGGGACCCUCAGCUCAGUGGCAGAAAACAUGCUGUGAGCGCAGAAUAUUCCGGUUCAUGCCUUGGUAUCUCCGGGUCAGGCUGGGAAAGAUUGAAGCCAAAGACUGUGGAGAGCAGAGGAUGCUGCUGAUCAGUGUGGGUGAAGGGUGGGAAUGCCCCCAUCCUGCUAAGGGCCACAUUCUCUUGGGGGCAAUGUGUGUGUGGGGGGGUGUCCAGUGGGGGGGGGGCUGCUUUCAGGAUCAUCAGCUUUCAGUGUUGUUACGUACUGAAGUUCUCGCCCUGGGCCAGCAGGGGGAUACUGUAGAUAGUUUCACUCUGGUCUGCAUAUGCAAAUAAGGAAUUCAAAGUGGCGUUCAGUGAUUGGAUAGUUACAGAAAGUUGUUACUGUUGCUUUGUAGUUGAACUCUAUAUAAGCAGGUUGGCUGAACCCUUCAACCCAGUUCUGUUCUGGCCUGUGAAUAAACAAGAGCUGUUUGAAGAAUUGCUGUGUCGUCUGAUAUGUUCACCCACAACUUAACAAGUGUUACACACACACACACACACACACACACACGGCGUGCUUCCAUCCAUUCGUUCACCUUCCUUCUCUCUCUCUCUCUCUUCUCCCCCUGGAGUGGCAAUUAGGGUUUUGUUUUCAGUUUUAAAUUUAAAAAGCUCCCAUUGGUGUCUAUGGAACCUCCCCCCCCCCCCGUCCCCGUCCCCAAGCCUGAUUGCCACACUUGGGAGUUAGGUGGGGUUUUUAUCGUGUUGGCAGUGUGUGGCAGGGUGGGGAGCAGAGGGUUAACAUUGUAGAUUGCGUGGAGCUGGAAGCAUCUGUGGGCUAACUCAUGACAAGACAGCUGCCUACAUUUUGAGCACAAUUGCUGACAACUGGCUCUUCCCCUGCCACCCCCAGAGGCAGGCCGCCGCAGCUUGCCUUAAUGGUGCGCUCAGUCCUGUCCCCAGAUUUGCCUCAUGCUCUGGACAUGUUUAUGCUCUGUCUCUGGCUCCUCCUGCCCUCCCCCAAAUCAGCCAGCCGUGUUUGGAGGCAGAGAAAGUUUAGUCUGCCUCAAGUCUCACUCCAGAGGUGUGGCGUACAGUGGCUUGCAGGCAGAGGGAGCUAGAGACCUUCUCUGAUAUCUGGCUGUGCCACAGUUUUGUGGGCCUCACACAAGUGUCCAGGAUGUGAUUGUUCAGUGGGUUUUGUGGCGGUGACUUGAGGGCUGGCAGGCAGGGAUUCAGACCUGGUUCACCACCAAUUGUAUGAUGACUUGAGUCUUGAUAGUUGCAAAAGGCUCACCAAGUCAUGAAUUGAGGUCCUCCCAAGUCCUCCAUCACUUCUGUUAUGGAGACACAACCUCUUUUAAAGCUUGGGGACAGAGAGGUGUUCAUUAAAGAUUUAAGCCAGUUGGAAAGCUGUUUUAAAUAGCAUCCUUUUCUUUAAAAAAAAAACCUCUGGAAUUUGUUGCUGUGUGUUGAAACUUGGGUAAGCUUCUGGCAGGUGCCCAGUUUUCUUAGAUGGGAGCCAUGAUAGUUGAUAAGUCGUUUUUGAAAUGGAUUUCAGUGUGUGGUGUAGGUAUGUCAUAAGACCUUUCUUCCAUGGGAGGUCCAGAGGGUGGCAACACGAGAAGGGCCUUUUCUGCAGUGGCUCCCCACUUGUGGAACGCUGUCCCAAGGGAGGCUUGCCUGGCGCCUUCAUUGCAUAUCUUUGGGCACCAGGCAAAAAUGCCUCUCUUUAACCAGGCCUUUGGCUGUUUAACAUUCUAUACCAUUUUAAAUGUGUUUGCGGGAGGGGGAUUAUUGGCUUGUUUCUGUUCUUCUUGUUUUUAUUAUGUAUUUUGUGGUCUUGUUUUGUAUUUUUAUGUUGUGAAUUCCCUAUGAUCUUUGGGUGAAGGGCAGUAUAUAAAUUUGAUGAAAAGUGAAUAAUAAAAGAUAUGGUUGUUGUUGUUGUUGUUACAGCAAUUAUACCCUGAGCUGUGCUCCUUCCUGUGGAGCAGGAGGAAGGAGAAUGCAGAAUGAAGCCUCUGUUCUAUUUGGCACUGUUCAGACAUAGUGGCCAAGCCAUAGCUUGUUGUGUUGUGAACAGACUUCAGACUUACCUCCUCCAAUCUCUUUCCAAACCUUGCCACCCCCCAUCCAGUUUAAAUAAGCUGAAGGUCUUGGUGAACCACUGAAUUUUUUUCUUCUUCCUGUUAUAGCGAUUGCAACACACUGUGCUAGCUGCAGUAUGACUGUUAAUUGUAUUUUUAAUUGCCUCUUUUAUUUCUUACAUAUUGUGUUACAACUUGAAUUCCAGGGAACCUUUCCCAAGUGUCUCUUGCUCACCCUGGCCGUUUCUAGUCUAUCCUGCUCACCUUGUGGGCAGACUGGGCUGCUGAGUACUCACAGAUGCUCUGCAGAGCACCUCCAUAAAGCUCAUGGACCACUGCUGAUCUGCAGGUUUGGGAGCCCCUGGUGUAAACCAUAGUUUGUAAUAUCCAAAUUGGGGAAACCACGGGUUGCUUAAAACAGGAAGGGAAUUGUAGUUCAUGGUGCUGGGAGAGGAAGUGCAGUAGUGUUUUAAUGACAGCCAAACCAUGUUGUUUGAACCAGGCCUUAACUUUUCUCUUUAACCGUUGUGAAAGUUUUUUUCUGGUGGAAGUAAGGUAUUGUUGGACAGUUUCUGUAAAUCAAAAUUUUUGUUGGGACUGCUUGCACUGAACUGUAUAUGUUUCAGAAUUCACAUGUGACUUGGAAAGCUGUCACAGAUUCAUUUUUAUGGGUGCCAUCAAUAUUUUAAUAAUAUAUUGCAGGGAAGAACUAUUUAA